This is a messenger RNA of Necator americanus (New World hookworm), 789 nucleotides long. RefSeq lists its product as uncharacterized. The record is from RefSeq and is a predicted model, not a curated record. Lineage: Eukaryota; Metazoa; Nematoda; Chromadorea; Rhabditida; Ancylostomatidae. Bases 1 to 789 code for a protein of 262 amino acids. The transcript has a single exon.
AUGGAAAAGAACAUCUGCUAUCGGCAACGAAGGAGAAAAGAAGUCGUCUACGACGAUUGCGUACUCGAGGACUCCCUGUCCCAAGGUGACUGGCACAUCGAGGAGGACCCAAACGUGGACUACGAGAUGCUGCUCAGAGGAUUACGAGCCUGUGCUGAACGUGCCUCGAAGUCGCGCACGACAAACUUGGAUCGAAUUUCGAAGACCACCAAGGAAUUGUUAGGAAGAAGAAGGGCUUUGAGGCGUGAUCCGAAUGCAUCGCACAUUGAGCGGUUAGUAGCAAACACUAGCUGCAGAAAAGCGUUGCAGGAGGAUCUUUUGAAGUACAGGCAGAAGAAGAUUCUAGAAGCAGCACAAAGAAGAACGAGUCUAAAGAAGUGCCGCAGGGAUCUCCGCGAAUAUAAUAUUCCGCUAGCAACCUUGCUGAGCGAAGACGGGACUCGCACGUCUUCUCGUCGUGAGAUGGAAAUCAUUACGGAGAGGUUCUACUCGAACCUUUUCCGUUCAUCAACUCCUGUGACAAGCCUAAUCAUCUCCACUGGCGAAGCUCCACCACGGAUUCUCCCGUCGGAAGUACGAGUCGCUAUCAAGAGCAUGAAACCUGGCACAGCCCCCGGAUCUGAUUUUAUAUCAGCAGACUUUCUUCGGGCUGGUGGCCAUCCGCUUCAUGUAAUCUUAGCAGCGCACAUGACAUCCUAUCUUCAGAAAGAAAGGAUCCCAGACCAGUGGAAGACCUCGCGAACCGUUCUUAUCCAUAAGAAAGGUGACCGAGAGGACCUUCGGAACUAG